AUGCUGCCCCUCCUGCAGACACACCAUACGGUGCAACCCCAAUUCGACUUCUUCGGGUCUCAUCAACCCCAUCAUCUACGGUCAGACUAUGCGUAUCCUCAUCAUGCUCAUCAUUCAUUAAACCAGUCGAGUGCCCGUGCAGUCCCGACUCGCAGCAUUCCGUACGGCCACGGUUUGAGUCUGCACCGUUACAGCAACAGCCUUUCUAGGAUUGGCGCUCAAGAUCCGGCUGAGCACUCUCUGAGGCGUAAAACCCCCAGUGGGACCAUCGACAAUGGCUACGACGGGUCGCUGGGCAGCCUGGCCUCCGGGCCUCCUCCCUUGAAGCAUAUGAUCGUGCCUGCCUCGACGGCUAAUAUCUUCCCGACCGCUGUGGCUCAACGGGCUGCCCCUCCACAAACCACCGAGCAAUCCAUCGUGCAGAGGCAGCAGCAACAGGACUCGGCCCAAGCUGCUUGGCCUCAGCCCUUCGCGCAACCUCAGCCAGCUGCCAGAGUCGGCCACGGGAACGAAACUUUGAACGGUUCCGCGGCGAUGCCAAGGGCGUGGCCCGGAAGUGGUAUCAUGGACACAAGGCUGGCAAACAGCUCGGUGGGCUUCCUGCAGCAGCCCGGCUCCCGUCACAGCUUCCAUUCCGUCCCUGACAUGCAGACCUUGCUUGGACCGGGCUUCCAACAACCCUUGUCCCAACCGAUAUUCAAUCCGGCAGGCUGCCAGCAGCAGCCUGCCAACUGGAGAGAUAGCGGCUUCGGAUACCGGCCUGCCGUCCCUAUGCCAAAUGGUUUCGCUCCUCCGAACCCAGCCGACAGCGUCUUUAUGCCCGCACAGGCUCCUCCACUACCCGGUGGUCUGGUCAACCCACCGGGAUUGGGUCAACCUCAACAAUUUGGCAUUGUGAUGCCAAGCCACCCCCCCAUUGACGAUGGCUUCUCACGCUAUAACCAAAGCCACUUGGCUCAACAGAAUGUCGCACAGAACCAGCGGAUGCCCAUAUCAUUCGCUCAAAUCCAUUCUGGCGGGACUUAUCCUCAGGGAUAUGCAUCAGGGACUGUCGAACCGCAUUCCCCAGCUGGCUUCCGCGAACGAGUCCUCCAGCAAGCCCACAGGGCGUAUAGCGAGCUGUUGACAUACAUCAGUGCGAAGCGGUCGAAUCAAGCAGCACACGCCAGCUCUGUUGCUUCGAAGUCUCAGUCUAAGCUGAUGGUCUAUCCAAAGGCCUCCGCAGCUCCCGGAACUUUUGUAAGCCGACCACGGACUUAUGUUGCCCCGAGCAAUCAGGUCGCGAGCUAUGCGCAGCAAAUGGAAGUUCAGGCAUAUGCUGCUAGGCGCCAGUCCUGGGUGGAUAGUGCCAGUAAUAUGCUGUCUGGACAGGCUUCCUAUGGCAAUACAACGUCCUACAUUACUACAGCACAUCAGAUGCAAUUCCCUGAUGCCAGUUCGCCCGUUGCGAAUGCAAAGAGCUCUCUGGAGCUCAUCCACUCGCUUUGUGAGCAAAGUGGUUGGAAGUGGAUUGAAGGGAUGCUCCUGGGUGGCUGCUUGCAGUAUGGCUUAGAGCGUUAUGAACAAGCCCUGGAGUGGUUUAGGAGAAUUGUGAGCCUCGACCCAAGUCACGUCGAGGCCAUCUCCAACAUUGCGGCAACGCUUUACUGCAUGAAUAGAUUAGAUGAAGCAGAACAACAUUGGCUGCGAGCCAUCGAACUUCGUCCAAGCUACCUAGAAGCAGCGGAGCAUCUGGUAUCUAUCCUGUGCGCAGCGCAUAGAAACCACAACGCCAUCGAAAGGAUUGAGUAUGUUCAACGUCUCUUGCGGCUCCCAAGGCCGGAUGUCCCCGUCGACCAUUCUGUCGAGUCUGCCAGCGAAGCCGAUACUGCUUCUACCGUGACAGCUGCCGAGGAAGCUCCGGAUCAUUAUCUGCUAGAUUCCGACAAAACCGACAGUCCUGAGCAGCGCUUUGCCUUGACUGCUGAAGACAAGGCACCAGGCUUUGGUUCGAGUGGCUAUGCCAUUCCCGGGAGCGAGAACGGUCGGAUGUGCCUGCUUAUUCACACGAAAGGAAAUCUCUUGUAUGCGAUGAAGGACAUCAACCGUGCGUCGGAUGCUUUUGAAGAGGUGAUCCGGAUCAGUACUGGCGGAGUCCACGGAGUGAAAUCCCUGAUUAGGAAGAUUCAGAGCUCCCUGUCACCAUGCGACCCUCUGACCGGCCAGCUGCGGUCUUCGUCUCAAGGGGGCAUUAGUGCGCCGCUCCUGCUCCCGCCGAGCAAGGCCAAGAUGACGGCUCAACAUGUCUUUUCCUCUACCGGUGGCCAGCUGCCUGGCUUUCAAUACAUACCCGAAGGGCCACACAAGAGAUCAGCGGUGGCAACGACCAGUAACUCACUCUUAUCAUUGGCAAAGAUCUUCCAGGAUGCGAUGUCAAAUACUGGGCCCGCACCCACGCUCAACCGUCAGCCUGCAAGUGUCGGGGACAUCCUGGCCCUUUACUACCUCUCCAUGUCGCUUCAAGAGAGCCCCUCCACUGCGAACAACGUCGGCAUUUUGCUUGCGGGCAUUCAGCAAACGAUACCGCUCCAGCAACUUACCCCAGAUGAACUCAAGGUCUGCCAGACCAUUCAUGGAAUCGUCCCUGGAAGUGGUCUUCACCUUGCUCUAUGUUACUACAGCCAUGGUCUACAGCUCGAUAAGAACCAUGUGCAUCUCCACACGAAUCUCGGCAGCUUGCUCAAGGAUGUUGGGCACCUUGACAUGGCAAUCUCCAUGUACGAGAAGGCUGUCCAGUGCGAUGGAACCUUUGAUAUUGCCCUGACAAAUCUGGCAAACGCUGUGAAGGACAGAGGAAGGAUAGGCGAAGCAAUCAACUAUUAUAAGCGGGCUGUGGCUGCGAAUCCCGACUUUGCCGAGGCUAUUUGCGGCCUGUCAACUGCGCUUGGCUCUGUCUGCGACUGGAAGGGCCGUGGAGGUGUCUUACUUGAAGGUGGCAAAUAUGAUCGUUGGCAUGUCGACGACAAAGGCAUGCUACUGGAUGCUAGGAUUCAGGGACAGAGCAGCGGGCUGAUGAAGCGGGUCAUUGACACAGUUGCUCGUCAGCUGAGGGAAUCAUCGCUUUGGGGAUGCGGCUACCUGCAACAGCACACCAUUACGCAGCUGGCCGCGCAGCUCAGGGAGGCCGGUGCUCUCCUCACAGAUCCUGGACUGGACUUGGAGACUCGGCUGAAGGAAUGGGCUGGACGUCCGUACGAAGGCUAUCGGAUACUGCGUCUGGUUGAGCGUUCGACACGCGCGGCCAUGCGCUUGUGGUAUCUCGACAAGCUUAAUGGCGUAACAUCACACCCUGGAUACCGCCGACCCAAGCCCCCUGCCAACCUCCCUAUUCCAUCGGCCCCUACCGUCCUCCCUUUCCACACAUUUACCUGUCCCUUGCCGGCAAAGGAGGUCCGGAUGAUCUCCCAGAGGAAUGCAUGGAGGAUAUCCUUCUCCACGCUAAGGUCCCCAUGGAUACCAUCCGUUGUGUACGAGCCGCCAGAUCCGCCGAAUCCCCAUCUGAAUGUCGGAUAUGUAUCUUCGGACUUCAAUAACCACCCAUUAGCUCACUUGAUGCAAUCCGUCUUUGGCAUGCACAACCCCCGCCGCGUGAAGGCUUUUUGCUAUGCCACUUCACCAAGCGAUAACUCGAUACACCGCCAGCAGAUUGAGCGUGAAGCGCCAGUAUUCCGCGAUGUAAGCAGUUGGUCGUCAGAGCGUCUAGUCGAGCAGAUCGUCAAGGACAAGAUUCACAUCCUGGUAAACCUGAACGGGUACACUCGCGGCGCACGCAACGAGAUCUUUGCGGCCCGCCCAGCUCCGAUCCAAAUGUCUUUCAUGGGCUUUGCUGGCACGCUUGGAGCUGAAUGGUGUGACUAUCUGCUCGCUGACACGACGGCCGUUCCUCCCUCAACGCUACGCCCGCAUCGCAGCAACCUCAACCUUGAGGAUGUUUUCCGUGACGAGGCCGAUGCUGACACGGAGGGCUGGAUUUACUCGGAAAACCUCAUUUACUGCCGCGAGACGUUCUUCUGCUGCGACCAUGCCCAGAGCGCCGAUGGCUGUCGCAACCGCGACGCCACGUGGGAUCAGGAAGCCCUCGAACGCUGGAAGAUGCGCAAAAAACUGUUCCCUGAUCUGCCCGAUGAUGCUGUUAUCUUAGGGAACUUCAACCAACUGUACAAGAUCGACCCGACCACGUUCCGUACGUGGCUGCGCAUCCUGGCCGCUUGUCCCAAGGCUUAUCUAUGGCUUCUUCGCUUCCCAGACCUUGGCGAGAGGAACCUCAUGGAGACUGCUCGCGCCUGGUCAGGCAAUGCGGUGGCCUCUCGCAUCAGGUUCACCGAUGUGGCGCCGAAGCAGGAUCACAUUUCACGAGCCAAGGUCUGUGACCUGUUCCUCGAUACUCCAGAGUGCAACGCCCACACCACUGCUGCCGACGUGCUGUGGAGCAGCACCCCAUUGCUCACCCUGCCACGGUAUCCAUACAAGAUGUGCUCGCGCAUGGCCGCGUCUAUCUUGCGUGGGGCGCUGCCGCGCGGCCCGCUGGGGGACCAGGCUGCCCGCGAGUUGGUAUGUGCAGAUGAGAGGGAAUACGAGGAGCGCGCGGUUGCAUUGGCGAAUGGCAUGUCGUGGAAAAGGAUCUACUACGUAGACUCCAGCACGGGCGGCAGUAACUAUUACUGUGAACCUGUGGGCCGGCUGGGAGAACUCAGGAGGUUGUUGUUCGAAAGCAAGUGGAACUGUGCGCUGUUUGACACGCGCAGGUGGGUCAGGGAUCUAGAAGAAGCUUAUGAAAAGGCCUGGAGGAACUGGGUUGAGGGAAUUCCUGGGGAUAUUUGGCUUUGA
Thermochaetoides thermophila DSM 1495 is the source of this 4866-nucleotide messenger RNA. Its product is annotated as transferase-like protein. Lineage: Eukaryota; Fungi; Ascomycota; Sordariomycetes; Sordariales; Chaetomiaceae. The coding region runs from base 1 to 4866 and encodes 1621 amino acids. Gene Ontology annotation, biological process: protein O-linked glycosylation. The record is from RefSeq and is a predicted model, not a curated record. Gene Ontology annotation, molecular function: protein binding; glycosyltransferase activity. The transcript has 4 exons.